UGGACUCCCUCACAGAAGUUUAUCGAAAAAUCCAACUCCAUACAUUUCGUGCCAAACACUCCAAGAAAACAUUAGAAUGCGUCACGCCAACGAUAUUCUAAAGUAAAAAAAAAGAAGAUUGUUUUAACUAAAGACUAGGCUUUAUGGGCAUUGUUUCCUGUGCCUUUCCAAAAAGGAAGAACCUUAAAAAAAAUCUGAAAAAGAAACAGAAUUGUUUGUUUUUUUUCCAAUAAUAUCAGAGAAAAUCAAUAAAAAAUUAAUUAUUGCCUUUUUUAUGAAUUUAACUAACAAAUAAAAGGAAAGGAACCAUUUUUGAAAAUUAAUUGCUUAUUCUUUCAUGAUACGAAGAUUCGUUUGCGAUGCGUCACAAGAUGUGGUAAACAGAAUGCUCCCGCUGCGUUUGCGGCGCGUAGCCGGCCACGAGGGGCGCACCAAUGACACGCUGUUCCAACCGGCGGCCGUACGGCAACCGCCCGACAGACAGCAGACGCUGGUCUAUUUCGGCGGAGAUGUGCAGGACUACCCCGAGGUGAUGCAAGCGCACCGGGACAACAGGAACUACCUCAAAUGGAACCUGGACAGCACGGCCCGCAUGCUCGGCCACAACUUCCCCAACAAACACAUACUGAUCGUCAGGCCGUCUAGGAUAGAGUACAAAAGCUUCAGUUGCUACGACAACUUUGUGCCGAGCAACAACGCGGGUGUGCCGGAUCAUACGCCGACUCAUAGCGCUCUACAUCACCUAGAAAGGUUACUACAAUCAGUUAGUAGUAGACUCAAAGCGAUGCCCACGACAGAACUCAUCGACGCGGUGUCGACAGUGUCGUUGCCUGAGGAAAUUGACAUUGAAGAGUUACACAAGGCGUCGCUGCAGCAGGCGACGGCGGGCGGGCGCUCCAACGGGGCGCAGCCCGAGCACAAGCCUGAAUCGGAUCUGCUAUGGUGGCGAGAGAAACUCGCUUUGGACGAAACCCGGUUAACCCUGGUGGGGUUCAGCAAGGGUUGCGUGGUGCUCAACCAGGUCAUAUAUGAGUUCCACUACACCAAGACCUUGACCCCUGGAGACGCGCAUAUGAUGAGGUUCAUGGAACGAGUGGAGGAAAUGUAUUGGCUGGACGGAGGUCAUGCGGGCGGUAAGAAUACCUGGAUCACCUCGCGUAGUCUUCUGGAGACGUUGACUAGGCUCGAUGUAACGGUGUAUGUGCACGUGAGUCCAUACCAAGUUGGGGAUGCGGGCCGAGUGUGGAUCGGACGGGAGGAGCGCGCCUUCACCGCCUUGCUGCACGAACUGGGCGCGAGGAUAAGCCGGUACUUGCACGAGCCAUCUUCACCGGGCACAUCUAACUCGCUGCAAACUCACUUCGAAGUACUGGCUAACUUCAAGCGAAUGCAAGACUCCACUCCGCCAGCUGCACAAACUACUGACUCGUCAGACGAAGACCAGUAGUGAGAACUUAUCAUUGGACACACAUUUACAAGCCUCCUUAUUAAUAUUAAAGCUUGAACUUAUUACGCAGUAAUAACACAAAAUACAUCGUUUAUUUUUAAGCAUUUAACUGCUAGUG
Chilo suppressalis (striped riceborer) is the source of this 1565-nucleotide messenger RNA. The record is from the annotation of a GenBank genome assembly. Lineage: Eukaryota; Metazoa; Arthropoda; Insecta; Lepidoptera; Crambidae.